Paramecium octaurelia is the source of this 1220-nucleotide messenger RNA. The record is from the annotation of a GenBank genome assembly. NCBI's taxonomy places the organism in Eukaryota, Ciliophora, Oligohymenophorea, Peniculida, Parameciidae.
AAUUAAUGGAAAAUCUUCCAUUUUGCUAAACUUUAAAUUUUCUUCGGAGUGAUAACUCAGAAUUAAUUUGCGGUUCUUGUCUUCUGGAAUUAGCUAAAACAUAAAAGGAUUUUAAAAUUCAUUAAAUCAUAGAUCUAGAAUAAGUAAAUUAUAUAUAUUUUAGAUUCGUGAUCAUCCAGACUAGGUAUUUCAAUUCACCAACGUACUCAAAUUCUUACCAAUAGAAGAAUCUUAGAUUACUAAGUUUUUUGAAGAUUAAAAAUAAUAGCUAAAUGGAGUAAUAUAAAUAAUUGAAUAAUUAAUUAAUUAUUAUGAAUCAAUGAAGCAAGAUUAUUUUUAAUAAUGGACAACAAAUUUUUGUAAUGUAUUUCAAUAGAGUGAUAUUAGAUUAUUAAAUAUGAUGAAUUCAAAUAAAUAUUAAAAAAUCUGUAUAGUUAUGAUAAAAAUGGUUAGGCUGAGUCAAUUCAAUAGGCACAAAAAUAAUUUUAAAAUUAUUUUAAUUAAAUAAGGAUCAUUGAUUUAGGAGUUAGUUAAAAAGAUCUUUUAAAUUUGCAAGAACUUCAUAAAUAUAUAUAUAAUAAGUAUUAUGAGAAGAUAUAUCUAGAACACAUUCAAAUGAAUUAUUUUAAGAAAUAAUUAAUGCAAUAGCCAAAACUUCAGAAAAUCACAAGGUAUUUUUCAAAUUUGGAGAGAGUGGAUUCUUUUAUGAUUUGAUAAAAACGAUAUAAGAAAAAGUUAAGAAAAAUUUACAAACAAACAAAAAAAUUUAUCAUAGUAUAGAGCAUGGGCUAAAUUAUUAAUUAAUUAAAAAUAAGAUUAUUGGAGAGGAAAAUUUGCUCUGGUACUUUAAAUCAUCGAACAAAAAUGGCUAAGUAUUUGGUGGGUUUACUCCCUAUAAAUGGUAGAUAGGAUAUUCUGGUCUCUGUUAAGAAAAUCCCUCUUUUUUAUUUUCAUAAACUUUAAGGGAAAUUUAUCCGAUAAAAUAAUAAAUGGGAUCUUAUACCUAAUAUUUUACAGAUGAAUAUCUAUUAUUUGGAGGUACUAGUAACUGUGAUUAAGACUUGAGAAUAAACCCAGAUUUUAAAUCAGGAUACUCUAGAUUAGGUAUUGUAUACAACUCUCCUGAUGGAAUUGAUACGUCAAAAUAUUCAUCCUAUUUAAUGGGGGCUCUAGAGCCAAAUGUUUAGGAAUGCGAAAUAUAUCAAAUGACUUUUGAAUGA